Pocillopora verrucosa is the source of this 1694-nucleotide messenger RNA. The record is from RefSeq and is a predicted model, not a curated record. Lineage: Eukaryota; Metazoa; Cnidaria; Anthozoa; Scleractinia; Pocilloporidae.
AUGCUGCUCCUGCCUCUCUUAGUGUCUUUUCCUUUACUGUUUAACUUGAUGUUUGCCAUGCAAAACAGCGCUCUCUAUCGAUCUCCAACAAGCGAUCUUUCUUUCGGUAACUUUAAGCGCGAUCCAUUCCAUUACUUGUGGGCAGAGAAACUUUCAUCAUCCAUGAUGAGAGAUCAGUUGGACUGCGCUUUUCUUUGUGUUGGUGAACCAAAUUGUUAUUCGUUCAACAUGGCAGCGUAUCCUGACUCCAAAGGUCUUUAUCUGUGUGCUUUGUUGGCCACAGACAAGUACAGAGAGGCUGAAAAGUUUCAUGCAAAUGCUACCUUCCAUCACUGCAGUCCGUCGUCUCCAUGUGAAAGCGCUCCUUGUAAGAACGGAGGUGUCUGUGUUCCUGAAUAUGAAAGGAACUCCUAUCAUUGUGAAUGUAAGCCUGGAUUUAACGGAACUCACUGCAAACGCUGCAAACGUGGAGGGAAUCGAACUUGCAGUGACAUCAAAUACUGCAAUCCUGAGGCUAAAAAUGGCUCUUAUGUCAUCGACCCUGAUGGAGAGGGCGGAGUGAAACCAUUUAAAGUCUUCUGUGACAUGACUGACAAGGGCGGGAUAGGAGUGACAGUUGUCAGUCACGACAGUGAAAGCAGAACACUGGUGGACGGGUUUGAUGGCCCUGGUAGUUAUUGGCGUAAUGUUACUUAUGAUGAAACCAGUCUAAUUCAGCUAGCAAACUUAACAGCUUCAUCUUCUCACUGUGAGCAGUUUAUCAAAUACGAGUGCUAUCAUUCAAGGCUCCUUCGCAAUAGUGACAUGUUCGGCUGGUGGGUAUCACGUGAUGACGAGAAGAUGAAUUACUGGGGUGGAGUCAACUCUGUUCCCUUUAAAUGUGCAUGCAGUUUGAAUAACACGUGCGCAGACAGCAGUUACGACUGCAACUGCGAUAAGAACGAUUUCAAUUGGCGAGAGGACAGCGGUUUACUAACGGACAAGUCCAAGCUUCCCGUGAUUCGAAUGAGGUUUGGAGAUACUGGUGUUGAUGAAACAGGAUAUCACACGCUUGGAAAACUGGAGUGUUAUGGACUCAUCUAGAAUUCACAUUUAAAAGACAACUUGAACAUUGUAUUCCCUUAGUCAGACCUGAAUAAAAUGGAGGUCCAUGAUAGUUAAGAGAAAUGUAGUGAAUUGGUAAUUUGAUUGUAAUGUAGUAAGAAAAAUGGAGAAAUUCAUAAUGUGUAGUUAAAAGUAUUUUCAAAAAAUUGUUACCGAAUGUCAUACUUAGUGUUAGACUGCUCAAGUGUUUUGGACUCAUUUAGGACUCAAAUACAGGUCAUUAACUUUAAGUAGUUGCUAUAGUGAUACUUGUGUGUCAAAACUAAUUUGUUUUUAAAUAACAUUUCCCUUUUACUGCGUUUGAGAAUUCCAAGAGACGUGAAAGCUGUUGCCUGUGGUGAAAAAUCUGCCAUCAUUUUACAAAACUCAUAAAUGCUUCAAAUUCGUUGGAAUAUAUCUUUGAUGUAAUUUGAUGACACAAUUUAUUAACCAAAGCAAAAGGGAGACGACCAAGCUGGAAGUUAGUCUGCCAAGGAAAUCUUAAACAAAAGAUUCUAAAGACGUCAAGUUGCAAACUUUCACCCCUAUUUGAAUCCAAUAAAUACGCUCAAUUUGAAAAUGACUGUAAGUCUUAUAUUAGCACUUGAAUU